This is a messenger RNA of Scleropages formosus (Asian bonytongue), 3495 nucleotides long. RefSeq names its product dpy-19-like 1, like (H. sapiens) (gene dpy19l1l). The record is from RefSeq and is a predicted model, not a curated record. Lineage: Eukaryota; Metazoa; Chordata; Actinopteri; Osteoglossiformes; Osteoglossidae. Bases 106 to 2256 code for a protein of 716 amino acids. Gene Ontology annotation, molecular function: mannosyltransferase activity. The transcript has 22 exons. Gene Ontology annotation, cellular component: nuclear inner membrane.
CGUGCGUGGAUUGGAGCACACGCACACGGCUCGUCGGCGAACCGAGUGAGGAAGUGGCGGUGGAGAGCGCUGGACUCGGUCCGGACGAGAUUGGAGUGCGAAGACAUGGCGGUGAAGACGCGGAGGCCGGCAGUGCAGCCCGUGGACACGGAGAAAAGCCCAGCGACGCACAGAGGCCGGCGGCCGCCCAGGGAGAGCCGGGCCACCAGCGGCUUGCCGGCUGGAGGCAGAGCUGCAAGAGCGGGCCUGUCGUACGCGGUUCUCAUCGUGGGGCUGGCUGCUUUGGCUGGGCUUGCACAUUGGUAUCAUCUUUCGUACCUGUUUGAAAAUGAUAGGCAUUUCUCUCACCUUUCAACUUUGGAAAAGGAAAUGGCUUUUCGGACAGAAAUGGGUCUCUAUUACUCUUACUAUAAGACCAUAAUUGAAGCGCCAUCUUUUGCCAGUGGGCUGCAUUCGAUAAUGAAUGACCGUCUUACUGAGUACCCCUUGGUUAUUAACACCCUGAAGAGAUUCAACCUAUACCCAGAGGUGGUCUUGGCAAGCUGGUACCGGAUGUACACCAGUACAAUGGAUUUCUUUGGAAUUUCCACCAAGAUGUGCUGGUCUGUCAACAGGGGGGAGGGUCUAAGUCCGGUGGAGAGCUGUGAAGGCUUGGGUGAUCCUGCACACUUCUACGUCUCCUUUGUGUUUCUGCUGAAUGGAGUCAUGAUGAGCUUGUUUUUUCUUUAUGGAACAUAUUUAAGUGGUAGUUGGCUUGGCGGUACCACCACAGUUCUGUGUUUCUUCUUCAAUCAUGGGGAGAGCACACGGGUCAUGUGGACUCCACCCCUGCGUGAGAGCUUCUCCUAUCCAUUCCUGGUCCUGCAGAUGCUGCUCCUUACCUACAUCCUCAGGAGCCAGAUUCCAAGGAGGAGAGCCUUAGUUGCCCUUGGUGUAUCCAAUGUGCUAUUUAUGCUUCCAUGGCAGUUUGCCCAGUUUGUCCUUCUUACUCAGAUAUCCUGCUUGUUUGCCUCCUACAUCAUGGGCUAUCUUACCCCCACAAAGAUGCAGUUGGUCUUAAUCACGCACAUUAUCUCACUAGGGGUGUGUUUUGUAUUGAUGUUUGGAAACGCAAUGCUUCUGACAUCCUUUUACGCUUCCUCGCUGGUGUCUGUCUGGGGAGUAAUUGCAUACAGGAACAGAAUUGCCAAAGCCUGCAAACCUGGAAUUAUUACAUGGGUGGUUCAGAGUUUUGCGUGGCUGAUAUCAACAAUCAUCCUGAAGUUCACAAUGUCAAUGGUCUUUGGAGCGUCAGAUGAUGCCCACAUUAGCAGCUUAAUCAAAUCUAAGUUCACAAGCUACAAGGACUUUGACACCCUGAUGUACACCUGUGCUGCGGAGUUUGACUUCAUGGAAAGAGAGACGCUGUUCAGAUUCCUAAGGACGCUGCUGCUGCCGAUAAAUCUGCUUGUUGUUACUGUCAUUGUUGGGAAGACAACAAGAGACAUCUGGAAGUUCUUAAUUGAUCCACCCAUGCCGGAUGAAGACAGUACUGAACUAGUCACAAGUGCAAAUGGAGAGCUGGUGUUCCACACACUGCAGCUCAUGGCCUUUGCAGUGCUGGCAGUCCUCAUCAUGAGACUGAAACUCUUCCUUACGCCUCAAAUGUGCUUAAUGGGCUCACUGAUCUGCUCGAGGCAGCUCUUUGGAUGGCUCACUGAGCGCUAUAAGCACCAGGUGAUGGUGUUUGCCAUGUUCUCAAUGAUGGCCGUCCAAGGUGUGUCCAACCUACAAGCCCAGUGGAAUAUUAUGGGAGAGUUCAGUAACCUGCCACAGGAAGAGCUUUUGCAGUGGAUCCAGGACAACACCAGUCCCGACAGUGUCUUUGCUGGAGCCAUGCCUACCAUGGCCAGCGUCAAGCUCUCGGCCCUACGACCCAUUGUUAACCACCCCCACUACGAAGACGCAGGCUUGAGAGAGAGAACGAAGCUGGUGUACGCCAUGUACAGCCGCAUGCCUGCUGAUGUGGUGAGGAAAAACCUGGAAAAGCUGCAAGUGGACUACUACAUCUUGGAGGACUCCUGGUGUACAAAGCGAUCCAGGCCUGGCUGCAGCAUGCCCGAGAUAUGGGAUGUGGAGGACCCCAAGAACAAAGGGAAAGUCCCCCUCUGCACUAUAAUGUCACGGGACGCUCGACCGCACUUCAUCACUGUGUUCCAGAACAGUGUUUACAAAGUGCUUCGGGUUCUGAGAACAGGUUCCAAAGCAGUCAGAUGACGCUGAAACACAAACUUCAAAAUGGAAAGCAUUUUGAUUCGUUAACUUGGCUGGCGGAUUUUUAUCAAACGAAACCUUCUUCAAAAGAGAUGAAAUCAGCAGCUUCUCCACUGUGUUCUCUGUGUUACUAGUUUCAACAAACAAGUUUAGGUUAAUUAGAUUUACCAAAGGUGCUGUGAGAUACCUGGUAUUUGUGUAUUGCAGCUGAUCUGAUGCCAUUUCCCACAUUUGUUUGAAUUUGGACUUUUACUGCAACCCUUUGUGAUGCUACUGUUUGUUUUUCUUUUAUAUUUACCAUUCUAAUAGAAUCCAUUUUAUGCAGUAUUUGUUCACACUCUUGGGAUAAGCUAAACAAAGGCUAUGAAGAUAGUUUACAAUUAUGUCCAUGUGCAAAUGAAACCACUGAAGUAUUGUAAGAUAUAUUUUAAUUUAGAAAAAAAAUACAAUGAGGUAAACCAUUUCAGCCUCUUUAAAAUUUCCAAAUCUAAAUUUUAAGGAGACCUUUUUUUUAACUUAUACUUAAAAUUCACAAGUAUUCCAAGGUAGGUGGUUGUUCACAACUGUCUGUUCUUGUGUUGACUCAAGUCUUUUUUUUGCUACUUUGAUGGUUAUACCUUUGUCUUUUGUAUUAAGUGUUUUAAUAGCCUUAUCUUUUUUAUGUACCGUGCAUUUGGUGUUCCUGUUGAUAAAGUAGGAGAUUUUUGUAGCCUCCGAUUUCAGGGAAAAUGUCAGCACUAAAAUAGUCUUAGAAAAAAGUUAUAUGGAAGGCGCUGUGUUUCACUGGUCCUUUUCGCAAGUAUUGUUAGAUAUGAAGUUGCAUGUUAACCAGGAGGAAGGGUACAGAAGCCAGUUGUUGCUGUGUGCAGUUUCAGCCUCCAUAUUUUGCUGAACGGUUGGAGUUCCUCUGCAUACAGCACCUGUGAAACUAUUUGUCCUUCGGCUGUGUGUCAGAGGUGCAUGACCAAAUGCCAGGGGUUCAGUACAACACUGAACUUGGCAGCAGACACAUCCAAUGAGAAGACAUACAAUCUGUAACAUGUCAAGUAAAACUGUACAGCACAUGUGCAUAAGUCCACACAGAAGAGGACCAACUGAUGGUUGGCACUCAUUCCACCUGAGAGGACCUGGGCCAGUGCAGUUCACUGUUGUCUGUUGAGAGAUCUUAGAAAUGUGCACACAGUCACAAAUUUAAGCUAUUUUACUAGAACAAUAUUUAUCGUAAUGUCCCUUUUUUUUUUA